CCAGAUAUUCAGGGUCUCUCUGCGCGUAGUCCUCGUGCCACUAAGCGCUUGCGUCUCAACUGGUCAUACUAGCCUACAUUUUUUGCCCAACCCAUCGCUAUCAUAUCACAUAAUACCAUGUCGAAACGUAUAGCCGAAGAAGGCGAUGGAAAUGCCCCUCUCAAGGGGGGCGACCGCCCUGAGCCCAUGGAUGUAGAUGAUAAGGAAAUGGGCGAUUUCGAGGACGAAUUUGAGGACGAGUUUGAGAGUGAGGAUGAGAUAUUCGAAGCUGGUGUCGACGGUAGACCCGAUGCCGAGAGGGAGGCCGAGGAACGUGCUGCAGCCGCCAUGGAGGUCGACGACACCAACGGGACCUUCAUCGUCGGUCGCAACAAGCUCGAAGCUGGCCAACAUCUUGCCCCCGACCUGGGAACCUACGAGAUGCUGCACAGUCUCAGCACACCGUGGCCUUGUCUCUCGUUCGACAUCGUGCGCGACCGUCUGGGCGACAAGCGAGAGAAGGUGUACCCGGCCACCAUGUAUACCGUUGCUGGCACCCAGGCGGAUAGCAGCAACGCGAAAGACAACCAAUUGAUGGUCAUGAAAUUCAGUGGCCUGAGCCGCCAACAGAAAGACGAUGAUUCAGACUCUGACGAUGACGAAGGUGACGACGAGGACACCGACCCAAUCCUCGAGCACAAGUCGAUCCCCCUGACAUCUACCACAAACCGUAUCCGCGCCCACCAAAUUCCUUCCUUAGACCCCUCCAAACCCCCAACUACACUAACCGCCACCAUGACCGAGUCUACCCAAAUCUUCAUUCACGAUGUAACACCGCAUCUCGCUUCGUUCGAUAAUCCCGGCACUGUCAUAACCCCUCAGCAGAAUAAGCCCAUAUCAACCAUCAGGGCCCAUAAAUCCGAGGGUUAUGCGCUGGACUGGUCGCCUCUCGUGCCCGGUGGAAAGCUCUUGACGGGUGAUAACGAAGGCCUGAUCUAUGCUACCACAAGAACAGAUGGUGGAGGCUGGGUAACAGAUACCAGGGCUUUUCAGGGCCAUACCAGCAGUGUCGAGGAUAUUCAGUGGAGUCCACAGGAAGCCUCCGUCUUCGCUUCGGCGUCUAGUGAUGGCACUGUUCGCGUCUGGGACGUAAGGAGCAAGAGCAGGAAGCCGGCCAUCACGGUCCAGGUCAGCUCAACCGACGUUAACGUCCUUUCAUGGUCGAGGUUAACGACCCAUCUACUGGCCACCGGUGCCGACGACGGAGUUUGGGGUGUCUGGGAUCUGCGCCAAUGGAAAGGAGGCGCCGACAAGCCCAGUCCCAUCGCCAGCUUCGCCUAUCACAAAGAGCAGAUUACUAGCGUCGAAUGGCACCCAACAGAUGAUAGCAUGGUGGCUGUUGCGGCCGGAGACCAUAAAGUCACACUGUGGGAUCUGUCGGUCGAACUGGAUGACGAGGAGAGCAAGGAUACCGCUGGCGUGAAGGACAUGCCUCCCCAACUUCUCUUCGAACACAUCUCAGAACACGCAAAGGAAGUGCAUUGGCACCCGCAGAUUCCUGGUACAUUAGUCGCCACAGGCCAGGAAUUCAGUAUAUUCCGACCUAUCCCUGUGGUUUAUGGUAUACACGGGAAAUAAAGAAGCCCUGAGUUAAGUGUAAGGCCUCAAGACGAAACGGUACCGGCCGACUGAGAGACAGGCUAGUUGCACCGAGCAAAACCGCGUAGUUGUAUGACAGCUCCAGAUUCCAACUUGCCCGUGUAAGCUGUCUUUAAAGGUCCGACCUCAUCCCGGAGAUAUAUCAUGUCUAUAUGUCGUGCACCAAUUGAGCUGAGUCCAUGGUGCAAGAUAUUUCUGGACCUACUAUGUUGGGUACAUGAUGAGAUAACAGUCGAUAGGUGUUCACUAUUCCCGAACAAUAGAUACCCCUGGAUUUACCCCCUUUACAAUCAUCAGCUGAUAUUCUACCAUGGCUUGUCGGGAUAUGUACUCAGUUAAGACCGGUGUUAUAUCGGCCCCGAACUACGAAGGGGCUCUAAGAGCAAGUAUAUUCAAGCCAUGAGUCGCCUGUGUGUUGGCGUAUUUGAGCGGCGGAUGAGUAUUGGCGAUGGGAGAUCGUCAUCUGCUUGUAACGAUGCAUCGUAAAUAGCAAAUAUCAACCAUUCUUAUACAUAAGUUAUACAUAUAAAUACCUUAACUUCCAGA
Messenger RNA from Xylaria bambusicola, 2184 nucleotides. Its product is annotated as WD domain-containing protein. Lineage: Eukaryota; Fungi; Ascomycota; Sordariomycetes; Xylariales; Xylariaceae. Gene Ontology annotation, molecular function: protein binding. The transcript has a single exon. The record is from RefSeq and is a predicted model, not a curated record. Bases 118 to 1617 code for a protein of 499 amino acids.